GAGGAGUGGGCCAGUGGUGCAUCGCAGCCGUGUGACAGCUGAGAGCCCGGAGGGACCACAGUUUGGAGAGAACAUGGUUUCCUUGAUGACUGGUCUGUGGCAACUAAUUAUUCCCAUGAUUGUCCUAUCACACUUCUCAGCAUCUCUUCCAUCCUGGGAGAGGACUGAGAGACAUGCUGAUGGGCUCUUCCACAGCGAGCUCAGCAAGAUGAAUGGCAAUGCCUACGUGCAGCAGCUAGUCAAACACCUGGUGGGCCUCAAGGAGAGGUCCCAGAGGCACUCAGACGGACUGUUUACCAGUGAAUACAGCAAGAUGAGAGGAAAUGCUCAGGUUCAGAAAUUCAUUCAAAAUCUCAUGGGCCACAAGCGCAGCUCUCCAGGCCCAGUCAACACAGAUUUGCAGGGGAGAGAGGAAGAAAACAGCCAUGAAGAACUUUGCUUUAUGUGGUUGUACCAGAGCUUUCUAAACACCAGCCACUCGGACAGUGAUGCCAGGGAAGCUGCUGCAAUUACCAGCCAGUAUGUUUGCCCCAUCUCUAAGCAGCUGGUUGCAGAUAUGAAAGAAGAUACAGACAGUUUCAACUAA
Molecule: messenger RNA, 586 nt
Organism: Egretta garzetta (little egret)
Lineage: Eukaryota; Metazoa; Chordata; Aves; Pelecaniformes; Ardeidae
Product: glucagon family neuropeptides
Exons: 6
Coding region: 74-586 (170 amino acids)
Biological process (GO): positive regulation of pancreatic juice secretion; negative regulation of gastrin-induced gastric acid secretion; positive regulation of somatostatin secretion
Cellular component (GO): extracellular region
Molecular function (GO): hormone activity
Source: RefSeq, a predicted model, not a curated record